AUGAAGACUCUUUGCGCUGCACAGGUCGUCGAGUCUCGACUGCGAACCACCUUAGUCCAAGACACCGCCGCGAACUGCUGCGUCUUCAAGUCGUGUUGCAUCCGCGCCGGAAAUGCAUCGGAUGGAAGCGGAGCGAGAAUCGCUCGCCAGCAAAGCCCAUCCUCGACAGACACCAGACAGCACCAAGCACUGUGCCGUUUGACAGACUGCCCCACAUCAACCGCUGUGCUGGAGGUGGCAUGGCGUGGGCAUGGCACGGCAUGGCUGCCAUGCUAUGCACCACCAGUUAGUGCUGCCGGCAUAUCAGAUGCGUCGGUUUGGCUGGCCGACUGCUGGCCUGGUCCUGUCGCAUUCCUCCUCCUUCUUUGCUUUUUCGUUGCUCUACCGUCGAUGCAGUAA
Colletotrichum orchidophilum is the source of this 399-nucleotide messenger RNA. RefSeq lists its product as uncharacterized. The record is from RefSeq and is a predicted model, not a curated record. The transcript has a single exon. The coding region runs from base 1 to 399 and encodes 132 amino acids. NCBI's taxonomy places the organism in Eukaryota, Fungi, Ascomycota, Sordariomycetes, Glomerellales, Glomerellaceae.